This is a messenger RNA of Diachasma alloeum, 1472 nucleotides long. RefSeq names its product TM2 domain-containing protein almondex (gene amx). NCBI's taxonomy places the organism in Eukaryota, Metazoa, Arthropoda, Insecta, Hymenoptera, Braconidae. The record is from RefSeq and is a predicted model, not a curated record. The coding region runs from base 591 to 1283 and encodes 230 amino acids. The transcript has 6 exons.
AUUGACUUGAACGACACAGAGACCGACUGCUGUGCAUAUUACCUCAGCUUCAUCGAUAUUUAACAAUCAAGAGGCCCCAAUUUGUUUUUUGUAGAUUGUUUACGUGAGAUAAAACGGGGAAACGUGUACUGUCACUGGUGCUAAUGAGGGGAAUGAAUGCGAGUUACUAACGUUUCUGGGAACAUCAGCCCCGGAAGUCAGCUGAUUCGACGGAAGAGGCCAGUCGUGCAUUGUACUUCGUGCAUUCCAAAACAGUAUUUACUCUCCAGUAAAAGUCAUUAGUUUCUUCAUUUAUUCGUGCCGCGAUCGCCGGAAUUCAGUGUUCGAUACCGAUUAUUGUGUUCGACUCUCGAUAUUUUCCCCGAAGCAGAAGAAUAUGAAGAAUGUGAAGCAGUAAUGGAGACUCGAGAGCGAGGGGAGUAGGAGAGUCAACGAAAGGAUUUUUUUAUCUAAUCAACUGCCACUGGAACGAAACGAAUGUUAAAUCAUGUGUCGGUAUUCGCGAUGAGAGAGCAAAUGCUCGUGGGCACAUGCCAGUGCUGGGAAAUUGUUUUUUGUGAAAUUGAGGGAGACGAGCACUGAGAGUCGUGAUGAAUAUCGUGAAGAUCAAUUUGAAGAAUGUGAUAUUUGUUAUUCUGGCACUCAUGUCCAGUGCUGUCAACGAUGCUCACAUGGGAUAUGAAGACAUGAUGAGUUAUGCUUAUACCAAUUACACCUACAAUAAUAGUAACAAAAAGGACGACCUGUAUGGAAUGUGUCCCAUUGGUAAAAUGUGUACAGACUUGAGUGGUGACUGCCUGAAAUGCGAUAUGACAACAAAUUGCGUUUAUGGAGCAACUUAUACUGCUAACUGCACUGCUCCAGAGCCAAUUGAUUGUGUGGGAGAGAGAACGUUCUCGAAACAAUAUAUCUGCAGAUACUGCUAUCAGACUGAACACUGGGAACACCACUGUCAACAGAAGAGUAGCUGUAGCUCUGUGUCAUCACCCCCGCAAUAUUAUAAGACAAAUUGUACAGUCAAUGGCGAUAUAAUAUGCUUAGGGAGGAGAAAAUUCAUGAAGAAUUUGAAGUGCAAUUGGACGGGGGGAUAUCGAUGGUCCACAGCGCUCAUUUUGAGUAUAACACUUGGGGGCUUUGGGGCUGACAGAUUUUAUUUGGGUCACUGGCAAGAGGGGAUUGGCAAACUCUUCAGCUUCGGUGGUCUAGGUGUCUGGACCUUAAUCGACGUAAUGCUGAUCUCCAUGCGCUACUUGGGACCUGCUGAUGGCUCUCUUUACAUUUAAAGUCGAGUGAUCAACCCCCAUUUUACCCGCAUUAAUCAUGUCCCUGACUAUAUUGAUAUUUAUUAUGUUCAUAUGUUGAGCUAUUGUGGACUUGACAGAAGACCCGAAUUUACACUUCUCCGCUGUUUGUAUGAAGACGAUUUAUUUUUCCAAUUUUGUCGUGCAUAAAAAUUGAUGACGAAUUAUGAA